ACAUGAGAAGAGCAGAGGCGCGGUUAACUGGACAGUCUGAAGAUGGCGUGUAGCGGGGCUUGUCGGUGUUGUUGUUGCUGUUGUUGCGGAGACGGAGAUACCCGGACGCCUGAGGAACUGGUACAAUGGACUAUUUUGGGGGAUUCAAAUGAAGAAAAUGAAAUUCUUCCAAGGAAAGAUUAUGAGAGUCUAGAUUAUGACAGAUGCAUCAAUGAUCCUUUAAUGGAAGUCCUGGAAUCUAUGGACAAUAAGAAAGCAAGAAAAUAUGAAUUUGUGAAGUGGAUUAUAGUAUUUGGCAUUGGUGUUUGCACGGGUUUGGUGGGAUUGUUUGUUGAUUUUUUUGUGCGACUCUUCACACAUCUCAAGUUCAGCAUUGUAGAGAAAUCUGUGGAGGAGUGUAGUGUGAAGGGCUGUUUGGCUCUCUCUCUUUUGGAGCUUCUUGCAUUCAAUAUGACUUUUACCUUUUUUGCCAGUGUUCUUGUGCUGAUUGAGCCAGUGGCCUGUGGAUCAGGAAUUCCAGAGAUUAAGUGUUACCUGAAUGGCGUGAAAAUACCUGGCAUCGUCAGGUUGAGGACUUUUUUGUGCAAAGCAGUUGGUGUUCUGUUUGCUGUGGCUGGAGGACUGUUUGUCGGGAAAGAAGGACCAAUGAUACACAGUGGCGCAAUUGUUGGAGCUGGUUUACCUCAGUUUCAAAGCAUAACUUUUAAGAAGAUCCAUUUUAACUUUCCUUAUUUCCGUAGUGAUAGAGACAAGAGGGAUUUUGUGUCAGCAGGAGCUGCUGCUGGUGUAGCAGCUGCCUUUGGAGCACCUAUAGGUGGGACAUUAUUUAGCCUGGAGGAGGGAUCAUCUUUCUGGAAUCAAGCUCUUACCUGGAAAGUGCUCUUCUGCUCCAUGUCAGCUACCUUUACUCUUAAUUUUUUCCGCUCAGGGAUUCAAUUCAGUAGCUGGGGCUCUUUCCAGCUUCCAGGUUUACUGAACUUUGGUGAAUUCAAGUGUUCAGAUGAUGAUAAGCAGUGUCAUCUGUGGACAGCUGUUGAUUUGGCUUUUUUUGUUGUAAUGGGUGUAUGUGGAGGCCUGCUGGGAGCCACCUUCAAUUGUUUGAACAAAAGGCUUGCCAAAUACCGCAUGAAAAAUGUCUACCCAAAGGCAAAGUUUGUCAGAAUUUUAGAGGGUCUCCUAGUGGCCAUGAUUACCACAAUAGUCAUCUUUGUGUCCUCUAUGACUUUGGGUGAGUGCCGUGAUCUGUCAAUUCCCACCAGCCAUGAUGGAAACAUGUCACUACAUCAGGUUUCUGUUGAUGUGAAUUCCAGCAUCAAAACAUUUUUCUGCCCAAACAAAACCUAUAAUGAUAUGGCUACACUUUUUUUCAACCCUCAAGAAGUGGCUAUCCUUCAGCUUUUUCAUCAAGAUGGUACAUUCAGCCCAAUUUCUCUGACAAUAUUCUUUUUGCUGUAUUUCCUCUUGGCUUGCUGGACAUAUGGUAUUUCUGUGCCAAGUGGUCUGUUUGUGCCUUCUUUGCUGUGUGGGGCAGCCUAUGGCCGGCUUGUAGCUAACAUCUUGAAAACUUAUAUUGGAAUGGAUCAUGUUUACUCUGGGACCUUUGCACUUGUUGGUGCAGCCUCCUUUCUUGGUGGUGUAGUCAGAAUGACCAUUAGCCUGACUGUUAUCCUGAUUGAGUCAACCAAUGAAAUAACAUAUGGACUUCCUAUAAUGAUUACUCUUAUGGUAGCAAAAUGGACUGGGGAUUUUUUUAACAGAGGAAUCUAUGACAUCCACAUAAAACUGAGGGGUGUUCCUAUUCUUGAAUGGGAGACUGAGGUGGAAAUGGAUAAACUAACUGCUAGUGAUAUCAUGGAGCCAAAUCUCACGUAUGUGUAUCCUCACACACGUAUCCAAUCUCUAGUCAGUAUUCUCCGGACAACUGUGUAUCAUGCCUUCCCUGUUGUGACUGAAAACCGAGGCAAUGAGCGUGAGUUUAUGAAAGGCAAUGUCCUCAUCAGCAACAACAUUAAAUUUAAGAAAGCUAGUAUUCUGACACGGGCUGGUGAGCAAAGACGAAGAUGUCAGUCGAUGAAGUCUUAUCCAUCAAGUGAACUGCGAAAUGUAUGUGAUGAACAUGUGAAUCCAGAUCAGGCAGAAGAGGCUGAAAACAUAGUUCAGCAAAUGCUAGAGAGACGUUAUACUCCCUAUCCAAAUUUGUAUCCAGACCAAUCCCCUAGUGAAGAGUGGACAAUGGAGGAACGUUUCCGACCCUUGACAUUCCAUGGCCUUAUCCUCCGUUCGCAGCUGGUCUCUCUUUUGAUUAGGGGAGUUUGCUAUGCAGAAAACCAAUCUAGUGCCACACAGCCACGCCUGUCUUAUGCUGAGAUGACAGAGGAUUACCCACGUUUCCCAGACAUUCAUGAUUUGGAUCUGACAUUGUUGAACCCAAGAAUGAUAGUGGAUGUCACACCUUACAUGAACCCUUGCCCUUAUACAGUUUCACCAAACACUCGCGUUUCGCAGGUGUUCAAUCUAUUCCGGACCAUGGGGCUGCGACAUUUGUCAGUUGUGAAUGCUGUAGGUGAAAUUGUUGGAAUUAUUACAAGGCACAACUUGACACAUGAAUUCCUGCUUGCAAAACUGAGGCAGCACUAUAUUACCUCAUGAAGCAUUUUAAGUUUGCUUGAAUUGGCUUUCCUUAUUCUCUGUGAAACUCUGGAUAAUGGAAAUGAUGAGACAUGAAAUCCCAAAAAGCCCUCUUUUGCAGACAACUUCAGCAGUUGCUUACUGUAAGGUAUGCUUCUUGUAAUAGGCUAUCUAGACAGCUGAUGUCUUUAUUAUGAUCAUUUGCUUAAGUACUUUUAGAUUUAGAAAUAAUGAAACUGUUCCCAAAUUUUCACCUGACCUCUGUUACCCAUCCUGACUUAUUUUUUAAUUAAACAUACAUUCAAGCCUACAUAUAGUUGGGAAUUCUGUCUCAUUGACAGUGAUGUGCUGUUUCACUUAUUUUAUGUAUUGAUUAAGUGAUAUGCACUAGAUAAUUCAGGAAAUUCUAACACCUAGACACUCUGCUUUCCUAGUCCACUAUCCGUUUUCUUUCUAUUUGGUUUGCUAUGAAAUUAGCAAUGUAGACCUUUUAGUGUUACUUAGUUGUCUUACAUUCGAUACCAGGAACUGAGAAUGUUUGGGCAAAGGUUAAAGUUCUUCAAAAUUAAGAUUUUUUUAUGGAUAUGAUUUUUUUAUUGUUGAUUAUGCAAAUUGAUUUAAUUCAGCCUGAUUAUGAUACUUAUUUUCCUUAUGCACUUUUUGAACUAAAUUCUGUUAUUGUGGUAUUUGCACAAAUCAUUGUGUUUUACUUUUAAAAAUCGCAUUUUUCUCUAUGAUUCAAGUACUUGUAUCAACUAACCCACAAAAAUGUUUGUCUUCAGCAGUUCAUAUUCAAAUGCCUUUCUUCUAUUUUUUUUUUUAUUUUGUUGUGUUUUUAUUUACUGCUGCAAUUUCUCAGUCAGUUGUUCUGACUUGCCAGUAUUAUGCUCAUUUCUUUGUAUUACAUAUAAAAAGUAUGAAAACAGAUUUGAUCUGACACUUAGGUUUCUUUAUCACUGUUUUCAUUUUUUUAAUUGUUUAGUUUAUUUAGAGGUCCUCCAUUUAGUAGUAUAUUAUGUCAGAUUGUGUUUAUCUUAAUUUAAAACCAUGUAAAUAUUAUUUGUGAGAGAAAACACUUAAUUUGUUAUUUGCAUGAUUAUUUUUGUCAGUCUUGUGAUUUUUUUUUUUUAAGAACCAUCCAUUAACAAACUAUUAAAAUGUAACAUUACACAAUAUGCACAAAAAUAUGUAUUGACAUCUGAAAAAUUAUCCAGUUUGUACUUGAAUGAUUUUGUCUGUUUUCUUGUAGUUUUAUAUUUUUAGUGCAGGUCCAUUUAUUUCUGUAUUCACCAGUGUUUGGCUUAUUUCUUUCACACUGCCUAUUAUUACUUUAAAAAGUAAUAUGAAAUCCCCUCCUACUUGGUUUUAUUUUGCUGUGGGUUAAUUAGUGUGUGAAGAUUUACAAGUUUACAUGUAGUGCCAUAUGUAUAGUUAAGUAGGAAUGUAUGUGUGUUUGUUUAUUUUUUUAAGUCUGUCCCUUUUGGAUUUAGUAUCCUUCACUGUAUUUUGUCCAGUUUGAGAUUCUCCGAACACUGUUUUCUGGCUAGCAUGCCAAGUGAGUUUUGAUGGAUGAUGCAUUUUAGCCAUACUACACAAAUAUCUCCUUAUUAUGGAAAUGUUUAUAGCCUUAAUUACUCCACAGAGAACUUUACAUUUCUAAUUAUGUAUGUUUCUCAUUGAUGUGAAUUUUUCAAAAUAUUUGCUUAAUUUUGUGAUCUUCUUUAUUUUAAAUUUUAUGCAUGCUAAAUUACAAUUGCAAAAAUAAUGAUUUUACGUGACAUUUUCAUUGCCAAAUGACACUGUGAACAUUCUAUAGCACAGAAACUGCAGGUGUCAGUAAUUAUUAAAGUGAUAUUUUUGCACUGAUAAGAAAAUAGGUUAAUCUUUUUUUUGUUUUAGUAUUCAAAAUUAUUAAAAUGCAAAAUGGCAAAACAUAUAUCCUAUGGAAAGGAACAGGAAGCACAAGGAAUGAAACUCAAUUUGAGUGGCUGGUGUACCAUUCAGUGUACCAUAUCUAAUUAUAUGUUAACUUUAACAUGCUUAAAACAUUCUUUUAGAUCACAAAAUUUUCUUAAAUAUAUAGCAGGUUGGAUAAUGGAUGGAUGGAUUCUAUCCCUCAUGUUUCUCCCUGUUAUCCACAAAUAAAAAUGGUUGAUUUAUUAAAUCAUGAGGCAUCAAGGGUAAAAUUUUGACGAUGGUGGUUUUUGGAGGUGGAGUGGUAUAAAGAUGUGUUUACUGAUCUAGAAUAGAAAGCAAGGCACAAGGCUUAGGCAUGAGUUUUAUUUGUGUAAAUACAUUUUAAAAAGUAAUAUGAAAUCCCCUCUUACUUUGUUUUAUUUUGCUAGUUUUGGUUUGAUCGAUUACCACUAUACAAGAUGCUUAAUUUUGUUAAAAACAAAGAUGCAUUUAUCUUUCUUUAUUUGCAUAUUCCUCCCUGUAAACUGAUAAUUCUAAAACUGUUAAUAAAAGAAUGAAAAAUUGAGUGUUUAUUUUAUUUAGCAUCUGUCUGUUGUGUAGUAAGAAUGUUUUCAUCCCUAGCUGAAAAGAAGUAUGGAUGAAUCAUUUACUGUUACACUUGGAAGCCGCCAUUACGUAUUUGAAUGCAGCAGUGUGAUAUUUAAAAUUUUCUUAAUAAUAUUACUGUUCUACUAUAAACAAUAUUUCAUUAAAAUUAUAUUUUGCCUAUGCUCUCUAAUAUCCAAAAAUAGCAAUCUAUUGGAUCUGAAUUGGAUCUGAUUCUUGGAAUAUGAUGUGUAAUGUUUAUCUGAAUCUCUGCUUUGCUUUUUUACAAAUAUUAAAAAGCUUUCUUAUUGGUU
Polypterus senegalus (gray bichir) is the source of this 5444-nucleotide messenger RNA. RefSeq names its product chloride channel 6 (gene clcn6). Gene Ontology annotation, cellular component: intracellular membrane-bounded organelle; lysosomal membrane. The transcript has 23 exons. Gene Ontology annotation, molecular function: voltage-gated chloride channel activity. Bases 43 to 2649 code for a protein of 868 amino acids. Lineage: Eukaryota; Metazoa; Chordata; Cladistia; Polypteriformes; Polypteridae. Gene Ontology annotation, biological process: chloride transport; transmembrane transport. The record is from RefSeq and is a predicted model, not a curated record.